This is a messenger RNA of Colletotrichum higginsianum IMI 349063, 567 nucleotides long. RefSeq names its product Peptidyl-prolyl cis-trans isomerase. The record is from RefSeq and is a predicted model, not a curated record. Lineage: Eukaryota; Fungi; Ascomycota; Sordariomycetes; Glomerellales; Glomerellaceae. Gene Ontology annotation, biological process: protein peptidyl-prolyl isomerization. Gene Ontology annotation, molecular function: peptidyl-prolyl cis-trans isomerase activity. Bases 1 to 567 code for a protein of 188 amino acids. The transcript has 5 exons.
AUGCAGGGUCUCCUUCUCUCUCUCGGCCUUCUGGCCUCCUCCGCUGUCAGCUUCGUCGCUGCCGCCGAUGUCAAGAUCGACGUCACCCAGGAGGUCGAGUGCGACCGCAAGUCCAAGAAUGGCGACAAGCUCACCAUGCACUACCGUGGUACCUUGCAGUCCAAUGGCCAGCAGUUCGAUGCCAGCUACGACCGCGGAACCCCUUUCAGCUUCAAGAUUGGCAGCGGCCAGGUCAUCAAGGGAUGGGAGCAGGGUCUGCUGGACAUGUGCAUUGGCGAGAAGAGAACCCUGACCAUCCCCCCUGAGCUCGGAUACGGACCCCGCGGCAUGGGACCCAUUCCCGGCGGCUCGAUCCUUGUUUUCGAGACCGAGCUGGUCGGCAUCGACGGCGUUCCCAAGCCCGAGAAGAUCAUCAUCAAGGCGUCCGAGGCUGCCAGCGAGGCUGUUGAGUCCGCCACCGAGGGCGUUGCCGAGAAGGUCGCCAGCAAGGUCGCCGAGGCCGCCGACGUCGUCAAGACCAUUGUCGCUGACUCCGACUCGGACGGCCAGGAGCACAACGAGCUCUAA